Molecule: messenger RNA, 1737 nt
Organism: Oikopleura dioica
Lineage: Eukaryota; Metazoa; Chordata; Appendicularia; Copelata; Oikopleuridae
Source: the annotation of a GenBank genome assembly
AUGACAGGCCUCGACUCGCGCUAUCGACUGACCGAUUACUUGCCAAGUUCCAAAGCUCAAACGCUGGUUUGUCGCUUCCGGGACAAAAACACAGCCGUCAAAAUGCUCCCUUAUCUUCAAAAGGUCGAGCUUUCUCGUCAGCAGCAGCUAGAAUUCAAGGCGAUCAAAGACAUCUACAGUGAACAUCUCGUGCAUUUUAUCGGCGUCUGUAUUGACUCCCCGAACGUGUGCAUCCUCAGCGAGCAUUGCAAGUGGGGCUCUUUGGGACUUGGUUGCUGGAAUGAGCUACCUGCAUCAGAGCGAAAUCGGCGUUCACGGCUAUUUGAAGUCAAAAACUGUCUCGUAGACAUCCGAUUUUGUCUCAAAAUUGGUGAUUACGGACUUCCAAGUCUUCGAAACGCUAAGAAGUACUGGGAUCAUCCAGUUGAUGCACAGAGUCUUCUAUGGACAGCUCCGGAGAUUCUGAGAAAGCUUGUUGGCGAAAACGACAAAAAAUCACAAUUUUAUGGGACGCAAAAAGGAGACGUCUACAGUUUUGGCAUAAUUCUUCACGAAAUCCUUUUCCGCAAAGGCCCAUUCUAUUUGGAAGAUGAAGAAGCCCAGCCAAGAACACUAGAAUUGAGCCACAUUCUAGCCCAAGUGGCGCAAGUGAAGAGCUGGCCUCAGCCUCAUGAUUGUGAAGAGAUUGAACCGCUCAGACCCAGCUUUAUUCAAGAGAUCGAUAUUGACGACGACUCACUCGUGAAAAAAUAUCGCUCAAAGAAGACUGGAAGUGCCUCCGGAAAUCUAGUCACUGAUUUGGUGGAACGUUUAGGGCAGUGGUCUUCAAACUUAGAAGCAAUCGUAGAGGAAAGAACACAGGGCUAUCUUCAGGAAAAGGAAAAAACAGAGAAUCUUCUGAAUGAGAUUUUACCUCGGCCAGUUGCCACCAAGCUUAUCAAUGGCGAGCCCGUUCAACCCGAGGCAUUUGGCUGUGUGACGAUCUUCUUCUCUGAUAUCGUCGGCUUCACGGCGCUUGCCAGCGCGUCCAAACCGCACGAGGUCUGCCAAAUGCUCAAUGAUCUAUACACGCUCUUCGACGCCAUUAUUGACGGCUUCGAUGUUUAUAAGGUGGAGACCAUUGGAGAUGCGUACAUGCUUGUGUCAGGUCUUCCAACGCGUAAUGGAGAUCACCACGUCGAGCAAAUUUGUCUAUGUGCUCUUGCGCUCUUACAGAAUGUUCAAGGAAAUUUUAAAAUUCAUCAUCGACCACAAGAGCAACUAAAGCUCCGAAUCGGCAUUCAUUCAGGCCCAUGUGUAGCCGGCGUAGUUGGAAAGAAGAUGCCACGCUACUGUCUCUUUGGUGAUACGGUCAACACUUCUAACAGAAUGGAAUCGAGCGGCUUACCUUUGAAAAUUCAUCUCUCGCCCAAGUCCCAUGAUAUACUAGAGAAUUCAUUCCCGUCGAAGUUUAUUACUGAGCUGCGUGGCCCUGUUGAAAUGAAAGGCAAAGGGAAGGUGACGACGUAUUGGCUGCUGGGAACUGAUUCUGGACCAUUUGAUGAACCGAAAUGGGAAAAUAAGCAGGAUGGCGAGCAAUUCGUCGAUCAUCCAAAGUUUGACUCAGCGAUAUCGAUGACUCCUAUCCCUCACCGAGCGGUGACAAAUCUCAUGCGCAACAGAAUAUCAAAGAGCGGCUCUCCUCAAGUCACCCGUUCUCCUCGGCUCAAAGACAUAGUUUCACAUUCCUUUUCUUAA